AAAAGGAGCUCAAUAUUUUUUUUUUUUUUUGAAAGGUUUAUCCCAAGCAUAAAAUAUUCAUUUUAACAGUUGAAUCUCACAUCGGUUAAUCAUAGCAUGUUAUAAUAAUCCCACGCCAUUGCCACUCAAAUCAAUUCCAUCCGCCAAUUUCUCCAAACAAUCCCCCUUCCACCCCCCGCCAUGAAUUUCUUCAAUUCCGUCUUCUCCGAUCAACCCGACUCCCCGUCACACAACUCCGACCAAUCCGACUCCUCACCACACGAUUCCGACCAACCCGAUCCAGACCACGACACUCCCACCGCAUCCACCGCUUGGAGCUUCGGCGGUCUCAUCCAAACCCUAGCAUCCAAAUCCGAAUCCGUCAUCGAGAAUUACCGUCGCGAUCUCGAAGAAUUCGGCUCCGGCUUAAGAAUUGAAACAUCCGUGAUCCGUGAAGCCGCUUCACGCGCCGUUAAAGACCUUCCUGCUUCCCUCGAUGUCGGCGCUUCGGUUGCUCAGGAAUCCCUCGAAACCGUCGGACAAGCUAUCGAUGAUAUCGGUAGUAGCGUUUGGAAAUCGACGGCGCAGAUUAUCUCUCAUGGUAGGGAUUCUCUCUUAUCCCCUGAUUCUGAUUCUGAUUCUUAUGAUUCAAGUAAUAAUAGAUUGAGGAGUAGUGGUAGUGUUGGUCAAGGUUUGGAUUUGAAACGUUAUAGUAGAUUUGAUUCAUUGGUGCGUGCUCUUCAGAGUGAUGUUAAUACUUAUUUGGAAGAACCUGAAGAUUUGGGGAAUUUCAAUGAAUGGAAAUUAGGGUUUGAAAUGGAUAACAAGGAAGAGGAGAUUGAGAGUUUGAUUAAAGAGAAUGAUGCUGUUGAGGAAAUUUACGAGAAGGUUGUGCCUAGAAAGAUUGAUGAUGAGAGAUUCUGGAGUAGGUAUUUUUAUAAGCUGCAUAAGCUUAAACAAGCCGAGGAUGCAAGGGCGACGCUUGUGAAGCGAGCUAUUUCGGGCAAUGAAGAGGAGGAUUUGAGUUGGGAUUUCGAUGAUGACGAUGAUAAUGAUGAUGGGUAUGUGCCAAAUGUGCCCAAAGGUAGUAGUAGUACUAGUGGGGUUUCUGAAUUGAAGGAGGAUAAUUCAGCUGAGGUUGUUGCCGCCGCGGAUGGUGCUAUUGCGAAUGUUGAGAUUAUUAAGGAUUUGAAGAUAGAAAAUGAUGAGAAAGGUGUUGUUGUUUCUCAUGAAUCUGUAUCUGCUGAUGGCGGUGAUGAUAAGUUGGAGGGGGUGAAUCAUAAUGACAAUGUAGAAUCUAAUGUUCCUGUAACUGUGACUUUGAGUGAUCAAGAUGAUAAGUUGGAUGUAAAAAAUGAGGGUUUAGAAACGAAGACAGAUAGUGAUAUUUCGGUUGUUUCAAGUCAACCUUCAAUGCCUGAGGAAGAAGACAUUAGCUGGGACGAAAUUGAAGAUGUUGAAAGCAAUGAUGAAAGUAAAGGAGACGUUGCUGGUGGGUCCGAAAGUAGGAUUGAUUUGCGGAAGAGGUUGAGUUCGGCAACAGCAGAUCAAGAUGAGGAUCUCAGUUGGGAUAUUGAAGAUGACGACGAGGCUGUCAAGUCAUGACCAGAUUGUUAGUUCAUGAUUAUUAUUAUUGCUUCAUUUUAUAAACACAAAUUGUUCAUUAAGGGUAUGAUUUUUUUACUUGUAAUUGAAUGAUGUAAAUAAGCUCUGUUUUUUAUGUCUUAUACAACAAGCUCAACGGGAUAAAAUGAGCACCAGUUGAAAUUAAGUUCAAUUUGUAAGCUCGUGUGGACCCUUCAUUCUCUGUGAGGAAGGUUCUUUCACAAUGUUCUUUGGCAUCUUUUGUGAGAAGGAAUGCUCAGUUCUUUGCAAUCCCUUUAUUAUAGGGAUUGCAUAAU
Molecule: messenger RNA, 1880 nt
Organism: Trifolium pratense (red clover)
Lineage: Eukaryota; Viridiplantae; Streptophyta; Magnoliopsida; Fabales; Fabaceae
Product: protein DOS2-like
Exons: 1
Coding region: 181-1584 (467 amino acids)
Cellular component (GO): cytoplasm
Source: RefSeq, a predicted model, not a curated record